Messenger RNA from Blepharisma stoltei, 714 nucleotides. NCBI's taxonomy places the organism in Eukaryota, Ciliophora, Heterotrichea, Heterotrichida, Blepharismidae. The record is from the annotation of a GenBank genome assembly.
AUGAAUAAUCAUGACAUGAUUUGGAAAGUGCAAACCUACAUCAACAUCACUCACUUUUGAGUUAUGGCGAUAAAUGCAGUUGCUUGCACUUACUAUCUCUGCCGAAAUCCUUCAAGAUAUUUCAACUUACGGAAGCCUACUCACGUGCAAGAUCCAGUCCCAUGAUUUCUUUUUCUUGGAAUAGCUGUGCUCCCUCUCUAUUACGCAUGUGAAACAAUUACUACAAGCUUCCUUUGUGCUUUUGUUAUGAGAAGUGCAUGCAUGUACACAAACCAUCAUGUUUUGACUGUUAAUUUAUUUCUAGUCUUAUUCCACUAUAAAUUUUAUAAUGGGCCCUUAUUGCUGACUAUAGGAACACAUGGACUUAUGAAUGUAGGAUACUACUAUAACAAAUUUUUACAAAUUUUUAUGUGUAAAUGAUAUAUGAUUACUUCAUUAUUAGAUUUAAUUUAUUUAUCUUUUACAAUUUAUCUGUUCUGGAGCAACAAAAAAAUAAGAUGAAUGGGUGCUCAAAUUCUUACCUUUUUGAUGCUAAUUAUUUUAAAUAAUACGUUAACUCCAGAAUUGGUAGCUCUCUGCAAAAAAAAUGAAGAUGAAGAAGAUAUUGAGUCAAACACAGACUGACUUGAAUAUUCAUUAAACAUAUCACUAGCAGCUUUAAUAGUUUUUCUCAGCUGAAGGUUCACUAAAAAAGAGGAAAAUAGUAAUGAUUAA